This is a messenger RNA of Tarenaya hassleriana, 1045 nucleotides long. Its product is annotated as probable plastid-lipid-associated protein 6, chloroplastic. The record is from RefSeq and is a predicted model, not a curated record. Bases 83 to 940 code for a protein of 285 amino acids. The transcript has 4 exons. NCBI's taxonomy places the organism in Eukaryota, Viridiplantae, Streptophyta, Magnoliopsida, Brassicales, Cleomaceae.
UUUCUACAAGCUGCUGCUUCUUCUUCUUCCUCUUCCAUAGAAAUCAGAGGGGAGAAAUAAAUCCGAGAUUUAAGCUUUUCCCAUGGCGGUUUCCUCUUCAGUUUCGUCUCUGUUACAUGCCCCGACUGGGAUUCUCUCCGACCGCUCUCCGACGCCGUGUUGUUCCAUCAGAUCCUCUUUUCCUCCUUCUUCCUCGCCGACCGCGCUUCUCCCUGUCCGAAGACGCCGUCGCUUGACUUCCACUUUGCCAGAGAGGUGGAACCUUGUCGUGAGGUCGGCGGUCGGUGAGGUGUCCUUCAGCGAGGCUAAAUCCGGAGAAGAGAAGAGCCAACGAAUUGAAUCGUUGAAACUCAAUUUGCUGAGUGCUGUUUCGGGAUUAAACAGAGGUCUUGUGGCGAAUGUUGAUGAUCUAGAAAGAGCUGAAACCGCUGCGAAGGAACUGGAAUCUGCGGGUGGAUCAGUGGAUCUCUCGACUGAUCUGGACAGGCUCCAAGGAAAAUGGAAGCUUCUGUAUAGUAGCGCGUUUUCGUCCCGUUCGUUAGGUGGAAGCCGUCCUGGUCUUCCCACCGGACGCUUGAUCCCUGUUACUCUUGGCCAGGUGUUUCAAAGGAUUGAUGUUUUGAGCAAAGAUUUCGACAACAUAGCCGAGGUUGAAAUCGGUGCUCCAUGGCCUUUCCCACCCGUCGAAGUCACCGCAACUUUGGCUCACAAAUUCGAACUCAUAGGUACUGCGAAGAUCAAGAUUAUAUUCCAGAAAACAACUCUGAAGACCUCGGGAAAUUUAUCGCAGCUUCCACCGUUCGACAUACCGAGGCUUCCAGAUACGUUCAGGCCGCCUUCAAACCCCGGGACCGGAGACUUUGAGGUGACUUAUCUUGACGACAGCAUGCGCAUAACAAGGGGAGACAGAGGCGAGCUUAGGGUUUUUGUCAUCGCGUGAACAAACCAUGCAAUGGACGUUCCAAGUGAUAUACAUGGUUUGAGUUUGUACAAAUUGUGUUGAAUCAACAAAUAAAUUGAAUAAAGUGUGCAUUCUUCCCGACAA